UGGAGACAGAGGUUUGCUUGUUUGCUUAGCUCUUUCUCUUACAGCCACUCUGUGUUUGACAGCCACGGCAAGCGGACCUGAAAGAGACCUGUCUUCACCAUGGGAGUGUCUUCCUCCAGUCUUUUGGACGAGAGCAAAGCCAACUAUAUCAGAGGGAGAACAGAAGCCGAGCUGAAGAACUUCAGUCCUCAUUAUAGGAGACAGUACUGCGUGGCCUUUUUCUCACAGCUGCAUGAUGAAGUGGAGCAGCAUCGCACCGGACCAACACAGCUCCUCAAACACAAGGAACCUUCCCAGGCCUCGGCUGUGCUGUAUAAGAACAGCGUCCAGCACUUCGAUGACAGCAGAAAGUGGAAGGAGAGGUUUGUGGUGGUCCGAUCAGAUUACAGCCUGGAGCUCCACGACAGUCAGGAGACGUUCAAUAAAGGAACUCCUGCACGACACACGCUCCUGCUAACAGGCGGCACUGUGCUGACAUCAGAGGAGAAAUACUCAGCUCUAGUGGACAAGGCCUUCCCCGACCUCAACAGCUCUAAAGAGGACGGAUCACCACCUGUGGUAACGGUUCCUGGUCCAUUUGCUGUGUACCUCAGACUGCCCUACAGGAGAGACUGGUACUUCAGCUUUCAGCAGGAGGAGCAGCAGAUCCAGUUCAUCUCCAUACUGUCCGACUGCAUCCGGCACCAGAACAGCGACUUUCUGAAGAAGACUGAAUGUGAUACCCUGGCCUUCCUGAAAGCCAUUCAUUUCUACAGGCAGGAGAAGGGUCAUUACGAGUCCUGGGAGAUGCUGGUGGGCUCGGACUUUCAGGUGCUGGCCAACCAUGUGAUGGAGGAGCUCCUGCCCUCGCUGCAGACGGAGCUGCUGCCCAAGCUGAAGGGGAAGAAGGUGGAGAGGAAGAGAGUGUGGUUCACGACGGUGGAGGCUACAUAUGUUCUAGUGCAGGAGCAGCUGAGGGAGGGGCUACAGAGCCUGAAGGAGGAGUGCAGGGAGGCGGCCAAACAGCAGGAGGCGCUCAUACGCUCCCACAUGGAUCAGAUCAUCAACUCCCGCACCUUCCUCCAGACCAAACUACAAGGACUGGUCUCAGAGCCGGCUGUGAAGUUCUGUUCUGAAAGUGUGGCCCCGUAUCUGGCGUCUAUCCUGGAGGAGCUGAUGGGGCCGGUGAGCUCAGGCUUCCAGGCUGUGAGGCAGCGCUUGGAGGCUGAGCUGAGCCGGGUCUGCAGGGACUUCACUCCGGGAGGAGGUCCAGAAGAACUCACUAAAACGCUGGACGAGGUGGGUCGUGCCCAGCUGGAGGACUGUUAUCAGCAUGUGACUGUCCUGAAGGAGCAGCUGCAGGAGCUCAGGAACCGCUUCAAAUUCUCCAAUUCCACACUGCUGGUUCACACCACCCAGAGCCACAUGCAGCAGCUGAUGGAGAACGCUGUAUACACAUUCGACACGCUGCUUCAACCGGCCUUUAAGGACAAACCGGACAAACUGGCCACAGUGAUGGAGAAAGCCAAACUCAGAGUGCUGAAGCAAUAUGACUAUGACAGCAGUACAGUGAGGAAGAAGAUUUUCCAGGACGCUCUGGUGGACAUCACCCUGCCAGCCAUCAGGAGGAACCUGGCCCCCUCCUGCAAAACUGAGCUGCAGAACUAUGAGCAGUACAUCUUCGCUGAUUACACAAACUUCAUUCAGGUGGAGAACGUCUACGAGGAUUUACUGCUCAACAUCCUGAAUAACGAAGUCAACAAAGUGGUGAAGGAAGCUGCCAGCCUGAAGAAGAACAACCUGUUCGUGGACAGCACGGACCUGCAGUGCAUCAGUCAGAGCAGCCUAAACGACAGCCGGACGCCCCCUCUCUCCGCCCCAUCCAGUCCAUCCAAAGUCCCCCUCACACGAAAACCUGAGGAGAACACCACCUCCCCAUUGGUGGGCAAUGGCUGCUUGGAGAGCCAAUCAAAAAAGCAGAGCAACCAAGACAUUCCAGCGGAGGAGAACCAAGAGAUUCCUGCUGAAGCAUCUAGUCCUGGAGACUCUUCACCAGCAUCCGAGGUUGCAGCAACUGCUUCUGAGGCUGAAUCCAAGACUGAGGUGUCUGCAGCUGUUGAUCCAUCUUUGGUUCCAUGUGAUACUUCUGCUGAUAAACCUGAUGUGGCUCCAUCCACCCUAGAAGCUGAAGCUCAGAGUGAAGCUGAAAGUCAGAGCGAAGCCGUGACGGUCACAACUUUGGCAUCGUUGAGUCUCAACGAUUGCCCGACGAUUGUCAUAUCAAAGGAUCCCGGAUCGUCCAGUGAACAACAGCAAGCUACAGACAAGGCUGUAUAUCUUAUCCCACCAGCUGGAGUGGCAGCAGGAAGUGCAGUUCCUCUUGCAGAAGAUGAGGAGAAGGAAAACAUGGAGGCUCAGACGGUCUCAGAACCAGAAACAUCAGCUCCUGUUGAGCCAUGCAUUGGUACACCCAAACCUGAGGCUUCCACCAUUGAAGUUCCAACAGAUUCAGAGUCUAAAGACAAUGACGACCCAACGUCUCCAAUGGAGACCACGUCUUCUGAUCCAUCUGGUCCAUCUGUUGACUGCACAGUCAGAAGCGAGCCAUUGAUCCAGAGUGAUGCAACUGGGAAGGACACUGUGGUCAAUGAAAAAGAUUCCCAAGAACUUUCCUCCAACACAGUUCCUCUAGUUGAGGGCGAAAACCUUCCAGAGUCAGUGCCCAUUCUAAGUGGAGGCGAUGCGGACUGCUCAAGCUCUUCAGAUGCAGAUGGAGAAGAGCCGCUGGACUGCAUAAAGGCCAUCAGAGAUCUGGUGGUGGAGGUCAUUGAAGUGGAGGACAUCGUAAAGCCUUGUCCAACCAGCAGUGAAGCUUAGGAUGGAGGCCUUUAUUUAAAAUAAGAAAUGAACCUCUGGCUGUGUUAACUGACUCAACAUGACUAGAGGUCUAGGGCUGCAACGAUUAGUCGAUAUAAUCGAUAAUGUAGACUAUAAAAAUUUGUUGACUGCAAACUUCAUUACUGACUAAUCAAGUCAAUUUGUAACUGCAGUGCAUUACUAAAAGUGCUGAUGACAGAAACACAAUGCAAUGUUGGAGGGUUCAGGGCUGUUCAGCUCAUCCUGUGUCUGCAAAAAAAAAGUGCCCAAACACAAUCGAUUACACAUUUACUCACUAAAUAUCAGAACAUUUCACAUUUGUGAGCAUUUGAAUUACAUGUUUUGCUGUUUCUGUCAUUUUGAAACAGAACCUGUACACACAGGAAGCAUGGCAUGGUGGGCAUGGCAAAAACAGUCAGUCGACUAAUCGACUAAUAAGAAGAAUAAUUAUCAGAUUAGUUGACAACCAAAAUAAUAAUUAGUUGCAGCUCUACUGACAACAUAAACAAACUGCAAAAAACAACAACAGACAGGACUGGGUUUUAUACUUACUAAUGCUGAUAACAUAACAUAGACUGGAAUGGCAUUUGCUUUUGUAUUUUAUUGUAACUGAAAACUUAUAUUACAUUCUAAUAUUUUGUACACUGACAUUUUGCGAUUACGAAAUAUAAAUAUCAGAUUUUAUACAAAAUUUGUUUUUAGUAAAUGUGUAAAGAUCAGAAUGAAUGAAUGAAUGAAGCUAUGGACAACGGAAAAAUCUUAAUGUAAUUUUUGAAAUUAUCUUUAAAUGCAUUUUAAUGAAAUAAAUGUACGUUUUUGGGCCCCAUAAAGCAAGACGUAAACCUCACCCAUGAUUUACAGUUAAGUGUAAUCUGAUAUGAGCAAAACACUGUACAUAGAAAAAUCAAACCAGUGGCCUUUUAUAUUAAAACAAUAAACAUUUUUGUACCAACAUAAAUGAGUAUUACUUGAGUAUAAUGAGUAUUACUAAUGUAUAACCAUACAUUAGCAGUUCAUGAAUAUAU
This is a messenger RNA of Astyanax mexicanus (Mexican tetra), 3881 nucleotides long. It is a transcript of the gene niban1b, whose product is annotated as niban apoptosis regulator 1b. Lineage: Eukaryota; Metazoa; Chordata; Actinopteri; Characiformes; Acestrorhamphidae. The transcript has 14 exons. Bases 100 to 2856 code for a protein of 918 amino acids. The record is from RefSeq and is a predicted model, not a curated record.